AGCUGUUUGGCUGAGCUGAGCUGAUUCUCCCGCCGUUUUGUGCUGAGACCUUGCCGCGAGAAUGGCGCGGCAAGUCUUGGUGGAUGAGGAGCUCUCACAGAUGUCCACCGAGGAGGAUCUGGAGAAAGUGGAGGAGAAGGCUGCUUGGAGGGAAAGGUACAUCGUGCCCUUGGUCUUCGUGGGCUUCAUCAUCAUUCGCGCCCUGGACCGGAUCUUCCUGUAUCGUGUCCAGAAGUCCAUGGCCGACUACACGGCGAUCUUGAUGAGUAUCUAUUGGCCCCCUAUGGUGCAGGUGAUGUGUUUCUUCGUCUCCUUGGGCUAUGUCUUCAACAAGCGCCGGAGUGACAAGUCCUUCGGCCUCUCCUGGUUCUCGCCCUUCAGCGAACGCGCCUCCACCCAGGGAGCGGUCCCGCAGAAGUGGAUCGCGCAGUUCGCGCUCUACGACCAGAUCAACGCCAUCGUCAGUGCGCCGCCCUCGCCCUUCAUCCCGCUGGUCUUGCAGACGCCACUGAACAACUUAGUGGUGCUCUUCACUGCUUUGAUCGCCUAUUUCUACCUGAAGACCCGCUUCAAGAUGGUGCACUAUGCAGGCAUUUGCAUCAUCCUUUGCUCUUGCUUAGUGGGAGUUCUGGUGGAGUUGCAAGGCCCUGCGCCCAUCAUUUGCAAGGGUCUUCACGAGGCAGAGGCGGCCUUAGCCAACCCAGCCACUGCGGCCACUGUCUCUCAAGAGACCAGAUGGUUGGUGGCCAACGCCACAGACGAUUGCACGACUGGGCUCCCACCCUAUAAGGACGCCGAUGGAAAGAUUAUCUACAUCAGUUUUGGAACUUUGGCCACGAUGUACUGCCUCUACAUUUUUGCCAUCGUCCCAUCAGCCUUCAGCAACUGCUACAAGCAGAAGAAGCUGAAACAGGUGAACUUGGACGUGAUGUGGUCCUUUUUCUGGUCAGGUAUGUGGCAGGUGAUUUGGGGCUUCUUGUUGUAUCCCUUGUCCUGGGUGCCUUGGCCCACUCCGACGGGAUAUAACAGCGCAGGGCCUUCCACCUUGGGUCAGGACUUGAGGGAUUCCUGGACCUGCUUCAUGGGACGGAAUCCCAAGCCCUCGGUGACCACCUGCGACGCCGAGCCCGCGUGGAUGUGGUUGAUGAUGUAUCUGCUCUUCAACGUCUUUUUCAACCUCUUCUUCCUUUGGUUGAUCAAACGCCUCAGUGGAACCUGGGCCUCCAUCGGCUCCAUUCUUUGCGGAAACCUCUGCGGGAUCUUCAGCCAGUUCGAACUCUUUGCGGGCAAAUCCGCCGCGAAGCUCACCUUCGAGCAAUGGAUGGCCUUGGUUUUGUCCUCGAUCGCCAUGUGGGUGUACAACAUCAAAGAAGAGGUGGACGUGAACGGCAACAGCGUCUACGGAGAGAAAGAGAAGGGAGAUCAUAGAUACGACACCUUCGGCGUCAUGGGCGUCGAUCCGGACGAGGACGAGUACGCCUCGGACGACGAGCCCACGGCACAGGACCACACCAACUUCUGAGCGGCGAUGGGGACGGGGUGGAACAGGGUGGAGACGGGUGUCCUUGUGAAGGUGUGUUUUUCACGACCACAGACCACCGAUGUCUUUGUUGCGGUGCUCCAGAGGUGGAUUGUGGACAGACA
Durusdinium trenchii is the source of this 1644-nucleotide messenger RNA. NCBI's taxonomy places the organism in Eukaryota, Dinophyceae, Suessiales, Symbiodiniaceae. The record is from the annotation of a GenBank genome assembly.